Molecule: messenger RNA, 1797 nt
Organism: Penicillium subrubescens
Lineage: Eukaryota; Fungi; Ascomycota; Eurotiomycetes; Eurotiales; Aspergillaceae
Exons: 4
Coding region: 17-1786 (589 amino acids)
Biological process (GO): DNA-templated transcription; regulation of DNA-templated transcription
Cellular component (GO): nucleus
Molecular function (GO): DNA binding; DNA-binding transcription factor activity, RNA polymerase II-specific; zinc ion binding
Source: RefSeq, a predicted model, not a curated record
CUCCCUCUCCAAGGAUAUGGAUGGUGCUAAGCGACUACGGGCUAGCGCCUGUAAAAACUGCCGCCUGCGAAAACGACGAUGCAUCCCAAAUCCACCACCCGCAGGGUGCCAAUUGUGCCAAUCACUAGGGAUUCCCUGUACCCUCAGUCCUUCUGCGGCCCGUCCGGUGUUUUCCCAACUGAGUCAUAUCCCAACCGGACAAGAUGUCGACCCAAGCUGCGUGGACGAGAGACUCCAUCUCUUUGUGUGUACAGAACUAGCGGUGCUGUAUUUUCGCUUCAUUCAUAAUGUGAUGAACACCAUCUUCCAUUCGACCAGCUUCAUGCGGCGACUCAGUGAGGGAUCUGCGUCCAAGAUUGUCGUCUAUGCAAUCUGCGCCCUCUCCGCGCGAUACUCGCACCACCAAACCCUGAAAGCCACUCCGCCCUCGGAGCGAGGGAAGAUAUAUGCCGACGAAGCCUUCCGCCUUUUACGUCCUAAGCUUGUCAUUCCCAGUCUAGAAACAGUCCAGGCGUGUCUCCUUUUGGGCCAGUUUUUGGGAGGCGAAGGUGAGUACCGCACCAAACAUAUCUACGUGGGCAUUGCCCGUCUGCAUGCCGAAGUAAUCCGGCUGUGGGAAAUCCCCGACGACCUCCCUGUCGUGGAUCGCGAAGAGCGCCGUCGUACCUGGCUCACCGUCCGCAUAUCCUAUCAGUGGAGUGCGACGGAUAUGGGCACGGGGCCGAUCGCCGUGCCCUGCAGCCAGCUCAGUUUACCCUGCGUUGACGACCUUUCUUUCCAUACUGGCCCCGCAGCCGGCCUGCAAGAAGGCAGUAGUGCCGUCGGACCACAAUACGGACUGUGGUGCCAAAUGGCCGGCACAUUGGAGAUAUUCGACAAGGUCGCUAGCCUGCUUCGACGGCUCAGUCAGAGUGACGGUAUCUCAUUUACCACCUACUGCAGUGAAGCUCCGCUAUUAGCCCAGCAGCUCAGGCAGUGGGCCAAUGACCUCCCAGAGAAUCUGCAGUACUCGAUAUUCAAUUUACAAAGCCUCUCGGAAUUAGGCCUAGGAAGAACAUUCCUAGCCAUGCACAUCGGAUACCACCAUUUCUACCAGAUGUUAUACUUCCCAUUUCUACAUAUUUCCGUGGCACCGGGUUCGGAACACCUCGCUCUGGGGAGUAAUUUCUUCCGCGACUGCGCCCUAGAGUGCAAAAACAGCGCGAACACCGUUUCCGAAAUUGUCCAAACUGCGUCCACUAAGAAGGACUGCGAGCUACUUUGCCAUCUCUAUGCACAUAUUACCGUGGUUAGCUCCUGCGUCCAUCUGCAUACGCUCCUGCUCAGCGAAGAUGCAAAAGAACUGGAAAUGGCCCGAGAGCGUCUGCUCUUGAAUUUCCGCUAUCUGACGAUUCUAAAAGCGUACUGGCCAGCUGUGGACCGUUCUGCCCAUCGAUUACGGGUCUUCCAAAACCUUUGCAUGGAUUCGAUCUCCAAUCCGUUUGCUUUGGAUAAUUGGAUGGCGCGGUUUCUGACAGAGCCGACCUCUAUAAUCGCUGAGCGAGAGGAUAUGAUGUUUGCCAUUCCGUCCAUGGGCCAGCCGGAGAUUUCUACGCUCUUACAGUCUACCCAGGAUACAAGCGGGGUAGCUAUAACCACUGACACUACCGACCCCUUAGGCGAGUGGUCCUUGAGCACGGUACCGGGGUUCGAUUCCGACUCGAGCAUGUUUUCCUCCCUACUCAAUGAUCGCGACUUAACUACCGAGGACCUGGUGAAGAAUUCUCUUGAAUGGUUACUAGAAUAAAGGAACAUCUA